Sapajus apella (tufted capuchin) is the source of this 4109-nucleotide messenger RNA. It is a transcript of the gene ZNF713, whose product is annotated as zinc finger protein 713. The coding region runs from base 1290 to 2441 and encodes 383 amino acids. Gene Ontology annotation, biological process: negative regulation of transcription by RNA polymerase II. The transcript has 9 exons. The record is from RefSeq and is a predicted model, not a curated record. Lineage: Eukaryota; Metazoa; Chordata; Mammalia; Primates; Cebidae. Gene Ontology annotation, molecular function: DNA-binding transcription repressor activity, RNA polymerase II-specific.
GCGGGGGGAGCUGGUGGGAGUCAGGAGCCCCAGCGAUGAGGAGCACGGGCGGACGCAGCCGGCGCAUGCGUACUGGGGGUCCGAGGCCAGCACCGCGCGCCGCCAUUGCGGGGAGGCUGGAGUCAGAGCGGAUCUGGCGCGCCCGAGGCUGGACCGGCCCCAGCAGCCCAGUCACCCGGCGUCAUCCGCUUAGGCGGCGGGGCCGUCGGCACCCUCUCCCGCCCAGGUCCACACUGGUGGCGGCGGCGGCGGGGGGCGGAGCCUGCGGAGCGCCCUUUGUCUGCAAAGGUCUUCAACCUGAAAUUCUAUCUUACAAGAUCCCUGCCAGGAUGCAGAUUUGAAUACCAUAGUGAAAUGUGUACAUGAGGAAUUGAUGCUUUUAGAGAGAGAGAAAAAAGGUAAUAACAACCUUCGAGACCCCCUACAUCUCAACUCAGCAUGAACAAGGCAAGAUUCUGAGAGUGCGCAGAAAUCAUUCUUGUGGCUAUCCACUGGCUCCUGAGGCUGUCAUCAGAGAUGGGGCACCUUUAGAACCAGAGAGUGGCUGUUCCCCAUAAGGCACUGAAAAUCAACUUUCAGGAACUGCCUCAGAUCCUGAAGCUGCUGAUGCUGGUGUAUCUCCUGACUGUCAUGUAGAAGAAAACAGAGCUUUGGUGACAUUACAACCUCAGAACUGCAAAAAGGUGUAAUCCCAGUGGAAGACUAAAUCCAGAGACUCACAAAGGAAGUUAUGCCUUCUCAGAGUGCUGUUUUUUCUCCGGAAGAGAACAUGGAGGAGAAAGAAAUGAAUGAUGGCUCACAGAUGGUGAGGUCCCAGGUAGGGUUUGGAGAUAAGAGAAAACGGGACCACUACAGACAGAAAAUAAAACUUGAGCAAGAGCAGGGACAAUGCGGAGACUGUCAGCUGGAGCUGAGCUUUUAUUUGGCUUCUCUUUAAUGGGAUUAAAUACACUUCCCAUCAAGAGACGAGGGUAUCUGUUUCUUCCCCUUGGAUCUGGGCAGGCUUAUGUGGUGGAAGUGAAGUUGUGUGACUUCCAAGACUCAGUCAUCAAGGGUGGUUCUCUGGGGGAGUUUUGCUCUUGGGAUCCAGCCACUGUGCCACGAGAAGCCCAUAGAGCCUGUGAAGAGGUUCACAUGGAGAAACUGAGGACCUUGCUGAGCCCAAAGCUGACGGGCAGUACCAAUUUGCAAGUCAUGAAUCACUGACGUUUCAGGAUGUGGCUGUGGACUUCACCAGAGAGGAAUGGGACCAGCUGUACCCUGCCCAGAAGGACCUCUACCGAGAUGUGAUGCUGGAGAACUACAGAAAUCUGGUCGCACUGGGGCAUCAGCUUUAUAAGCCAGAGGUAAUCACACAGUUGGAGCUAGAGGAAGAGUGGGUGAUAGAAGGAGACAGCCUGCUAGACACCUGUCCAGAUGGAGAAAACAGACCCGAAAUCAAAAAGUCAACCACAAGCCAGAAUAUUUCUGAUGAACAUCAAACCCAGGAGAUGAUAAUGGAGAGACUCACAGGAGACAGCUUCUGGUACUCCAUCCUAGGAGGACUCUGGGAUUUUGAUUACCAUCCAGAGUUUAACCAAGAAGACCAGCAGAGAUAUUUAGGACAAAUAACUUUGAACCACAAAAAGAUCACACAGCAGAGAAACCUUGAGCGUAACAUGUUUGCAGAAAACUGUAAUCUGAGCUCAACCCUUAGGCAUCAGAGAAUUCCUUCCAUUAAAAUACCCCUGAAUUCUGACCCACAGGGAAACAGCAUCAAACAUAAUUCAGACUUGAUUUACUAUCAGGGAAAUUAUGCAAGAGAGACUCCCUAUGAAUACAAUGAGUGUGGAAAAAUCUUCAAUCAACACAUUCUUCUUACUGAUCACAUUCGUACUGCAGAGAAACCCAGGGAGUAUGGGAAGGCCUUCAGCCACAACUCGUCUCUUUCCCAGCCUCAGAUGGCGCUUACAGGAGAGAAGCCCUAUAAGUGUGAUGAAUGUGAAAAAAGAUUCAGCCAGAGGAUACAUCUCAUUCAACAUCAGAGAAUUCACACGGGAGAAAAGCCCUUUAUAUGCAAUGGAUGUGGGAAAGCCUUCCGUCAGCAUUCAUCCUUCACUCAGCAUCUGAGGAUUCAUACGGGAGAAAAGCCCUAUAAAUGUAAUCAAUGUGGUAAAGCCUUUAGCCGUAUCACGUCCCUUACUGAACAUCAUAGACUUCAUACUGGAGAGAAACCUUAUGAAUGCCGUUUCUGUGGCAAAGCCUUCAGCCAGAGGACACAUCUGAAUCAACACGAAAGAACUCAUACAGGAGAGAAACCCUAUAAAUGUAAUGAAUGUGGGAAAGCCUUUAGCCAGAGCGCGCACCUUAAUCAACACAGGAAAAUCCAUACUCGGGAGAAAUUAUGUGAAUAUAAAUGUGAGCAAACCUUAAGCCACAGUCCGUCACUUAGCAGCACAUAACUCAUGGUGGGGGAAAUCAUGUAAAUAUAUAAAUGUGGGAAAUUUUUGGUCAGACAUUUUUAUCCCAUUCAAUAUCAAAUUAUUCAUAGUGGAGAGAAAGCUUCUACAUAAACUUUUGUUUUUUUGAGACAGAGUCUCACUCUACCCUGGCUGCAGUGCAGUGUCAUGAUCUUGGCUCCCUGCAACCUCCGCCUCCUGGAUUCAAGCAAUUCUCCUGCCUCAGCCUCCCGAGCAGCUGGGGCCACAGGCACACGCCAUCAUGCCUGGAUAAUUUUUUGUAUUUUUAGUAGAGACAGUGUUUUACCAUGUUGGCCAGGCUGGUCUCGAACUCCUAACCUCAGGUGAUUUACCCACCUCAGCCUCCCAAAGUGCUGGGAUUACAGGCAUGAGCCACUGCACCUGGCCAUAAACUUUCAAUGCAUUUCAAACCAAAUUAAGUUAAACCUUAAACUAGCAGCAUAUCACAUUCCCAGGAGGGAUUAUAAAAGGGAAAGUAAUUUAUUUGACAAAUGAGAUUAUAUUUGGAGGCAUGUUCCAAAUCUGAUAUAAAACUUUAAAAGAAAUCAGAAAUCCUUGUCCAGGCAUGGUGUUGCACACCUGCAAUCCCAGCUACUCUGGAGACUGAGGCAUGAGAAUGGCUUGAACAUGGGAGGCGGAGGUUGCAGUGAGCUGAGAUCACGCCACUGCACUCCAGCCUGGGCAACAGAGCAAGACUCUGUCUCAAAAAGAAAAGAAAAGAAAAGAAAAGAAAAAUCCUGUAGGCAACAACCUGUAAUUACCGUAAUUACUCACCUGUAAGUUUUAUGGUGUAAAACUUUUAAAUCAGAAAUUUUUAUUAAUUAAAGGCAGUGCUGGCUGUAUGUGAUUGCCCACGCCUGUAAUCCCAGCACUUUAGGAGGCCAAGGUGGAUAAUGACCUGAGGUCAGGAGUUCAAGACCAGCCUGGCCAACAUGGUGAAACCCCAUCUCUACUAAAAAUUCAAAAAUUAGCCGGGUGUGGUGCCACACGCCUUUAGUCCCAGCUACUGAGGAGGCUGAGGCAGGAGAAUUGUUGGAACCUGGGAGGGAAGGUUACAGAGUGUCAGGAUCACUCCACUCCAGCCUGGGCGGCAGACUGAGACUCUGUCUCUAAAUAAAUAAAUAAAAUUUAAAAGUAAAGGCAAUUCUCUAGUGCAGCCAGUCACGUUAACUUGAAAUAAACAUAAAAGAGCAAUAUUUCACUAAUAUCAGUUAUCUGUAUGCUUUCUUUACAGUUUUUACCAUAUAUAGUAUUUACUUAAUAUUCUUUAUAAAGGGAUCCAUGAUUUUUAACCUUCUAGGAAAUACUAUUUAGCAUAUAAAACUAAUAAGUUAUAUGCUAGUUUUAUCUGCUAAUUAUUCUACUUUUCAUCAAAAUAGAUACAUAACUCUGAAAUUAAAAAUAUUCAUUGUUGUACCACCCAAAAUCUUGUAGCCGUUGUGUGAGUAACAGUGUGGUAGUUUGUGGCAAUAUGCUGUGAUGGUUCUGUUUGCAAUCUUGGCGUUGUUUUCUUCCUGCGCACCCUGGGAUCACUUUGAGAAAAGCCUUGAAGGAGACUUGAGGGUCCUAUUGAGGAACUUUGAAAUACUGAUUCGGAGAAGUCUGCCUUUCUCUUUUGUUUUCAUUUUAAAUUUCCCUGUGGCAAGCCUA